AUGUGGCACACCCUUCGUUUGGAUUAUGGAAUACAAGCACCAAGAAGAAAGGUGGAAGGGAUUUUACAACAAGUUGACCCUGAAGGAACAGCCUUGCGAAAGGCGCAUGCACUAAGGAGAAGGUCGUACACUAACCCAGGCCCGAAUUUUGCUUGGCAUGUUGACGGCUACGAUAAGUUAAAGCCAUACGGCUUUCCUAUUCAUGGUGCGGUGGACGGUUUCAGUCAUCGAGUCAUGUGGUUGAAAAUUUGCCCCUUGAAUAAUGACCCAUGCCACGUAGCUUCAUUGUUUUACAAUUGUGUUAAAUCAAACAGAGGUUGCCCAAGAGUUCUUCGAACAGACUGUGGGACUGAAAAUGUGACCAUGGCGGCCAUGCAGUGUUAUUUUCGGGGAAACGGUAAUGACGACCAAGCUGGAUUAAAUGCACAUAGGUACGGAUCGUCCCCAACAAACCAGCGCAUAGAAGGAUGGUGGUCAUUUUAUCGGCAUGAAAGAUCAACGUGGUGGAUUAAUUUUUUUAAAGACUUAGUUGAAACAAAUAUUGUUGAUAAUGCAAGUGAAUUAAGUAUGUCCUGUUUGUGGUUCUGUUUUAAAGAUAUCUUGCAGGCGGACCUAGAUCAUGUAAGGGAUCACUGGAACACCCAUUACAUUCAAAAAUCACGUCACGAUACAGUCCCUGGUAGGCCUGAUGAGCUUUUCUACCUUCCAGAGAACAGUGGGUUUGAAGAUUUCAGAUGUCCCAUCACAGAACAACAACUUGAUGAUAUGGCUGUGUACUGUACAACAGACGAAGAAGAAAACAUUUUUCUCGAGUAUUUUAAUUAUGCACUGGAGAGUUUAAAUUUGCACCGUCCGACAAACUGGAGGGAGGCAUUAAUACUUUUCCAACGUUUAAUGCAAGUAUCACAAUAG
Porites lobata is the source of this 912-nucleotide messenger RNA. NCBI's taxonomy places the organism in Eukaryota, Metazoa, Cnidaria, Anthozoa, Scleractinia, Poritidae. The record is from the annotation of a GenBank genome assembly.